Molecule: messenger RNA, 1798 nt
Organism: Astyanax mexicanus (Mexican tetra)
Lineage: Eukaryota; Metazoa; Chordata; Actinopteri; Characiformes; Acestrorhamphidae
Product: cytochrome P450 3A30
Exons: 13
Coding region: 118-1629 (503 amino acids)
Molecular function (GO): iron ion binding; oxidoreductase activity, acting on paired donors, with incorporation or reduction of molecular oxygen, reduced flavin or flavoprotein as one donor, and incorporation of one atom of oxygen; steroid hydroxylase activity
Source: RefSeq, a predicted model, not a curated record
UGUGAAUAAUAGUAUAUAAGCACUGUGUUCUAUAGGAAGUUGUAGUGGGACUUCCACUCUCAGACUACACACAGGAAUAUCAGGACCUGAACUCAAUCUGGGGACACUGAGGUUCUGAUGGCGUAUAUCUGGAUCUUCUCUGCAGAGACCUGGGCUCUGCUGGUGCUGUUCUUCAGCCUGCUGGUUCUGUAUGGAUACUGGCCUCAUGGCUUCUUUCAAAGGAUAGGAGUCCCAGGUCCUAAACCUUUACCCUUCAUCGGAACCAUGUUAGAAUAUAAACAGGGCUUCCAAAAUUUUGAUUUGGAGUGCUUUAAGAAGUAUGGGAAAGUUUGGGGUAUAUACGACGCCCGCCAACCGGUGUUGUGUAUUAUGGACAGAGAAAUCCUGAAGACUAUCCUCAUUAAAGAGUGUUACUCCCUCUUCACCAACCGGCGGAACUUUCGUCUGAACGGGCCGCUGUACGACGCCGUGUCUAUCAUAGAGGACGACGACUGGAAGAGAAUCCGCAGUGUUCUUUCUCCAUCCUUCACCAGUGGCAGACUGAAGGAGAUGUUCGGUAUCAUGAAGACCCAUUCCCACACUUUAGUUCAGAACCUGGGGAAGACCUCCAAACGAGGAGAAGCAGCAGACAUCAAAGAAAUUUUUGGAGCAUACAGUAUGGACGUGGUGACCAGUACGGCGUUCAGCGUGGACAUCGACUCCCUCAACAACCCAGACGAUCCGUUCGUCACCAACAUCAAGAAGAUGCUAAAGUUCGACUUCCUCAACCCACUCUUUGUCGCCGUUGCGCUGUUCCCCUUCAUCGCCCCGGUUCUGGAGAAAAUGAACUUCUGCUUCUUCCCUCCAGCAGUGAUGGACUUCUUUUAUGCCGCUCUUAAGAAGAUUAAAUCCCAGCGUGUCUCUUCAGAUAAUAAGAAGCGAGUGGAUUUCCUGCAGCUGAUGAUCGACUCUCAGAAGUCAGAGAAAGUGGAGCAUCACGAUAAAGGGGCGAUCCACGGUCUGACUGAUCAUGAGAUCCUGUCCCAGUCCAUGAUCUUUAUCUUUGCUGGUUAUGAGACGACUAGCAGCACUCUGUCCUUCUUCUUCUACAACAUCGCCACCAACCCUGAGACCAUGAAGAAACUCCAGCAGGAGAUCGACCAGACCAUCCCCAAUGAGAGUUUGAUUCAGUACGACGCCGUGAUGAAUAUGGAUUAUCUGGACGCUGCUCUGAGCGAGUCUCUGAGGUUAUAUCCUCCGGCUGCUCGUCUGGAGAGAGUCUGUAAAAAGACGGUGGAGAUUAACGGACUCACCAUUCCUCAGAACACCGUCGUCUUGGCACCGGUGUUCCCCCUCCACCGAGACCCGGAGUACUGGCCCGAACCAGACACCUUUAAACCCGAGAGGUUCACUAAGGGGAAUAAGGAGAAUAUUGACCCCUUUGUCUACAUGCCUUUCGGUUCUGGACCCAGAAACUGUAUCGGGAUGAGAUUCGCUCUGGUUACCAUUAAGCUCGCCAUCGUAGAGAUCCUGCAGAGAUUCGAUGUCAUCCUUAGCGAAGAAACCAAGGUUCCACUAGAACUGGGGAUCUCUGGACUCCUGGCUCCUAAAGACCCGAUUAAGCUGAAGUUCAUUCCUAGGAAAGUUUAAUAAGUGUAAAAAUUACCUGUUUAUCUCAUAAACUCUGCUGAACCUGCGGCUACCUCACCUCACCGUCCUCACUUUACUCCUUACUAACUUCCUCAGAAUGUUUAUACUGUUUAUACUGAAGAUCAUUAAACUCACUAUUAAACACAUUAAAUACAUUAAACACAUUAAA